Sorex fumeus (smoky shrew) is the source of this 1900-nucleotide messenger RNA. It is a transcript of the gene ARL2BP, whose product is annotated as ADP ribosylation factor like GTPase 2 binding protein. The transcript is spliced from 6 exons. Gene Ontology annotation, cellular component: mitochondrial intermembrane space. The record is from RefSeq and is a predicted model, not a curated record. Bases 208 to 699 code for a protein of 163 amino acids. Lineage: Eukaryota; Metazoa; Chordata; Mammalia; Eulipotyphla; Soricidae. Gene Ontology annotation, biological process: positive regulation of tyrosine phosphorylation of STAT protein; maintenance of protein location in nucleus.
GGCAGCGGCCGAGGGGGGCCCGGCCGUGGUCGCGAGGCCGCGGCGCGGGGAGCUGAGGCCGGGCCUCGCGUGCAGGCGCUCAGCCGGCGCUGCCGGCAGCCGCCCGCGGCCUCGGUGGGGCUCGGCCGAGCUGAGCCGGGGCUGGGCAGCGGGCGACGGGCCCCCCGACUCGGGGUGGACGCGGCCCGGGAGGGGUGCGCGGCGGCGAUGGACACUCUGGAGGAGGAGAGCUUGGCGCUGUCCUACUCUUCAGCCUCUGAUGCAGAAUUUGAUGCCGUAGUUGGGUAUUUAGAGGACAUUAUCAUGGAUGAUGAGUUCCAAUUAUUACAGAGAAAUUUCAUGGAUAAGUACUACCAGGAGUUUGAAGACACAGAAGAGAAUAAACUCACCUACACGCCAAUUUUUAAUGAAUAUAUUUCUUUGGUAGAAAAGUAUAUCGAACAGCAGCUGGUGGAGCGGAUCCCAGGGUUCAACAUGGCAGCGUUCACGACGACCUUACAGCACCACAAAGAUGAAGUGGCUGGUGACAUCUUCGACAUGCUGCUCACGUUUACGGAUUUCCUGGCUUUUAAGGAAAUGUUCCUGGACUACAGAGCUGAGAAAGAAGGCCGGGGACUGGACUUGAGCAGUGGUUUGGUGGUGACGUCCUUGUGCAAGUCAUCCACUGUCCCCGCUUCCCAGAACAACCUGCGGUCAUAGGUCCUACCUGCAGGCGUGGCGGGUUCUCAGCAGCCCCUCGGAGGCCUGGGAGCCGCGUCAGCUCGUGACUGCACAGCACUAUGUCUCAGAAAGCCCGACUGCCCCACGGGUCUUCGUUAACGUUAAGUAUUGCUGGGGCAGAGCAGACCCACCUGACCCUCCCAAAACCCUGUUUCGUACUCAGUAACGCUGGAGCCUCUCUGGCUUCUGUGUCCACAAGCAUCCCCCCUUGGGGGUCCCUUCCUAGUGUCGGAGUGUCCCACCGUGGAAGGAAGAACCCAGCAGCGCCAUAACUGGUCCCCGCAUGCAUCUGUUCUGUGCACUCAAUCUUAGAAGCACCCCCCGAGUUUUAGUCCUGCGGCCUCAGUGGGGUUUGGUGUCCCUCAAGUCAGCUGCCUGUCUUGGGGUUCCUGAGGCUCCGUCCUCUUACCAAGCCAGUCUCGGCUUGAGGAGUCGGUGGAGAGAAACAUCCUUGAUCUGAAAGCUCCCUGUGAACAUCAGUCCUGCGUCUUCUAGUUGCAGUCUUGCAUCACGGUCCCGUCUGCUGGCUCUGCUGCAGCCCCACAGUUUCUAGCGCUCUCUUUCAAGCAGUUUUGUUAAAAAAAAAAAAAAGGUUUUAGAGAUGAACACUCGGGCUACCCAGUAGAUCUCACCUUGGGUCUUUCCCGAUCACCCACUUCGAGAUCAGAGUAUUUUGUGCCGUGCGCUUUCUCGGGUCAGUGCCGUGGAAGCUGCAGAGACGCCUUCUCCGCUGCCCUUCGUACGUGCUGGGUGCCGGGACUCCUUGCUUAUGCGGGAGCCAACCAGACUCCUUGUCUUACAGCGUGCUGAGUGCUGGCGCAGGUUUGUACUUCAGACCCUCUCUGCAGAAGUCCGUUCUUUGGCUUUCCUGUUGGCAAGGCCCUGCAGUUCCCUCAUCCUGUCAGAGGCCUCCUACCAAGAUGGUGUUCGCUGGGCCAGCAUACCUGCUGCCCCCACCGUCCCGGGGCAGAGAGCAGUGCUGGACAACAGGCCACACGUAGAGACGGGGUUAUGUUAGAACAGUCAUUCCGAUCCCAAUAUGGGCCUUCCAAGUUUCCUUUUUUUAAAUAAUCUGUACGAACUUUUUACUUGGCUUGUUGAAGUUUUGAAGGAUGACCUAUAGGCUGUGCUCUCCUGUAUGGGUGUGUCUCUUAUUAAAUACUUUUGUACUGUAGUAAAA